Brassica napus (rape) is the source of this 805-nucleotide messenger RNA. Its product is annotated as precursor of CEP1-like. The coding region runs from base 289 to 564 and encodes 91 amino acids. The record is from RefSeq and is a predicted model, not a curated record. NCBI's taxonomy places the organism in Eukaryota, Viridiplantae, Streptophyta, Magnoliopsida, Brassicales, Brassicaceae. The transcript has a single exon.
AUAUGAGAGCAGAAAUGCACAGUUGGAAACAUAUGGAAGUAUGAAUCACCUGGAUCACAUUAUAUACUCAGACAUCAUAAAACAUCAUCAUUUCCCUAUUUGAAGUAAAAUUUCUCCACAUUUAAGACAAUGCUAGGCAAUGAAAGCUUCACUCUUUAAUUACCUUUAUAAAUACAGAAUACCUCAUUCCUCUGGUUUCCAUCUUAUGCUCUUUGUGUAUCUAACAUUAAUAUUUUGUUUUUUUGUUUCUUACACAUUCUUAUAUUUUCUCGAUUUGUCCGUGACUCUAUGGAAAUUCCAAACAAGCAUGUUUCUACAUUUAUAUUUUUCCUUGGAUUGGCUGUUUUGCAUGGAAUUCAGUAUACAGAAGAGAGACAUUUGAAAAUUACUUCGUUAGAGAUUAUGUCAACUUAUAUGAAUCCUGAGGCUGAGAAUUCUAGCAUUGUGGUCACAUAUACACGACGUAGUGUUCUUCAAAAGGCGGUCAUCACCCACCCCACAGACUUCAGGUCGACAAAUCCGGGCAACAGCCCAGGUGUUGGACACUCUCAUGGACGACAUUGAUUUGGGUAUCAUAUCAUACGUCACAAUUUAUAUCAUAUAGAAAAUUAUAUGUAUUUUUCGUGUAAACUUGUCAUCUAAUUCUGAAGGGAUGUUUGGACAUCACUUUACCAUUUCAAUGUUUUGACAGUACUAUGAUAAUCAUGUCUUUGUCGUGGGUUUGCUCCACUGUCAUGUUUGUAAAAUUAUAUAAUGAAUAAAUCACUUUGCGAAGAAUAUAAAUUAAUGAAAAAUAUCUUGCUAA